This is a messenger RNA of Dreissena polymorpha, 4701 nucleotides long. RefSeq names its product eukaryotic translation initiation factor 3 subunit A-like. Lineage: Eukaryota; Metazoa; Mollusca; Bivalvia; Myida; Dreissenidae. Gene Ontology annotation, biological process: translation reinitiation; formation of cytoplasmic translation initiation complex. The coding region runs from base 131 to 4036 and encodes 1301 amino acids. Gene Ontology annotation, cellular component: eukaryotic translation initiation factor 3 complex, eIF3e; multi-eIF complex; eukaryotic translation initiation factor 3 complex, eIF3m. The record is from RefSeq and is a predicted model, not a curated record. Gene Ontology annotation, molecular function: mRNA binding; translation initiation factor activity. The transcript is spliced from 24 exons.
UAUCGGCGCAGAUAUUCGUGACGUCACAUCCCACGUGCCCGGCUUUUCGCCAUUUUCGUGGACAAAACAUUGUUCACAACAUAUUUGUGUCAAGUUUUAGUGUUUAUAUUAUGUAGCAUCCGCAUAAACCAUGCCGACAUAUUUCCAACGUCCCGAGAAUGCCCUUAAACGGGCUAAUGAGUUUAUUGAUGUGGGCAAGAAGCAGCGGGCUCUGGAUGCGCUGUACGACGUCAUCAAGAGCAAGAAGCACCGCACAUGGCAGAAGAUUCACGAGCCCAUCAUGGAGAAGUACCUGGAGCUGUGUGUGGAACUGCGUAAGAGUCACAUAGCCAAGGAGGGUCUCUACCAGUACAAGAACAUCUGUCAGCAGGUUAACAUAAAAUCUCUGGAAGAUGUUGUGCGCAAGUACAUUAGUUUGGCUGAGCGUAAGACAGAGGAGGCCAGGCAGGAGUCCCAUCAGGUGGUCAUUGACGUUGAUGAUCUGGAGAUGCCGGAUACACCCGAGAGCCUCCUCCUGAAGGCAGUGAGCGGUGAGGACACACAGGACAGGACUGACCGUGCCAUCCUGACCCCAUGGGUGAAGUUCCUGUGGGAGUCCUACAGGCAGUGCCUCGACCUGCUGCGCAACAACUCCAAGGUGGAGAAGCUGUACCAGGACAUCGCACAGCAAGCCUUCAAGUUCUGUUUGAAGUAUGCCAGAAAGACAGAGUUCAGAAAACUGUGUGACAAUCUGCGUACCCACCUGGGUCACGUGCACAAGCACCAGCACCAGCAGACCGCCAUCAACCUGAACAACCCAGAGUCCCAGGCCAUGCACCUUGAGACUAGACUGGCACAGCUUGACAGCGCCAUCCAGAUGGAGCUCUGGCAGGAAGCAUUCAAGGCAGUAGAAGACAUCCACGGACUGAUCUGCCUGUCCAAGAAGAGUCCGCGCCCCUCCCUGAUGGCCAACUACUACACGAAGCUAGGGCUGGUUUUCUGGAAGUCCGGUAACCACCUGUUCCACGCCUCGACACUCACGAGGCUGUUCCAUCUGUCAAAGGACCAGAGGAAGAAUCUGUCACAGGAGGAGUUGCAGAAGAUGGCGUCGCGUGUUCUGUGUGCCACACUGGCGAUACCAAUCCCGGCUGCGCGCAAUGCCAUCGACACGCUGCUGGAGAUGGGAGAGGAGACAGCAGAGAAGCAGCGCCGCCUGGCCUCACUACUCAUGCUGUCCAACCCACCUAAGAGGCAAGGGCUCGUGACUGACCUGGCCAAGCACAACAUCCCGUCGUUUGUGUAUCCCGAGCUGAAGACCCUUUACAACAUUUUGGAGGUGGACUUCCACCCGCUGAGGCUGUAUGAGAAGAUAAAGCCGUGCAUCGAGUACAUCGCUGCCAACGACGACCUGGCCCAGUAUGUGCCUGCAUUGGAGGACAUCAUUGUCACACGGGUCCUCAAACAGGUGUCCCAGGUGUAUCAGACCAUUGAGAUGUCACGGUUUGCUGCCCUUGUUCCGUUUGCCACAAGUUUCCGCCUUGAGAGGUUGAUAGUGAACGCAGCUCGUCAGCUUGAACUGCAGGUUCGUAUUGACCACCGCAACCACUCGCUCAGUUUCGGCACGGAUCUUGGGGUCUCCCAGAAGGAAGAGGUCCCAGAGGGCCCGUACAUCCAGCGUAUGCCCAGCGAGGUGAUCCGACAGCAGCUCACACACCUGGCACUGGCCCUUCGACAGGCCGUGAAAACCCUGCAGCCACGUGAUCCGAACCAACUGCUGGCCCAGCUGUAUGCCCAGAGGGAGGACCAGAAGUCUACCAUCAUGAAUAGCUACAAGAUGACAGUGAAGAAAGAACACCAGCGCAUACUGCAGCGUAAGAUCAUCAUCGAGGCCCGCAAGGAGCAGCUGGAGCACAUCAACGAGGAGAGGGAGCGUGAGGAAUAUGAGCAGCAGGAGGCUGCCCGAAUGAAAGCCAAAGAGGCGGAACAAGUGCGUCUGGACAAUGAGGCGAAGGAACGUGAGCGCCAGAGGCAGCUGGAGGAGCAGCGCAGCAUCCAGAAGAAGCACGCGCUCGAGAGGAUCGAGCAGCUCAAGAAGUCUGAGCUUGGGGCCAGGGUCGUGCAGAAUAUUGAUGAGGAAGACCUGGCCAAGAUGGACGUGGACGACAUCAUGGCCAAGCAAGUGGAGCAGCUGGAGAGGGAGAAGAAAGAGCUCCAGGAGAGGCUGAGAAACCAGGAGAAAAAGGUGGAUCACCUUGCACGUGCAAAGAGGUCCAAGGAGCUCCCACUACUGGAGAAGGAAUAUGACGAGGAACGUGUGAGGAGUAGGGAGUUCUGGGAGAACCAGGAAAUAUCACGGAUUCAGAAGGCAAAAGAAGAGCAUGAGAUGCAGAUAACAACACGUGACCGCAUGUUACGUAUGAAGAAAGACGCCCAAGACUUCCUGGUGCAGCUCAAGGACAGACGAAAGAAGCAGUACAAGGAGAAGUUGUCAGCAUUUGAGAAGAAGCUAGUGGAAGAGCGCAAGGUGCGACUCGCUGAACGGAAGGAGCAGAGGAAAGAGGAGCGACGCCAGAAAUGGACGAGGGAAAAAGAGGAAGCAGAACAGAAGGCUCGCGACGAGGAACUGAAGCGCGAGCGUGAGGAGCAGGAGCGUGCCGAGCGCGAGAAACGAGAGCAGGAAGAGCAGGAGUAUGCAGAGAGAGUCAAGCGUCUCGAAGAGAUUGAGGAAAAGAAACGACAGCGAGAACGCGAGAUUGAGGAACGUGAGGCAAAGAAACGUGAUGAGCUGCGAAAGGAGACAGACGUGAAAAGCCGGACCGAGCGUGCAGCCCCGUCCCCUGCAGCUCCCCGGGAGGAAGGCACCUGGAGGCGAGGUGGUGGCGCCACAGAGGAACCGAAAUCAGAGCCCGCAGACAACCAACCAUGGCGCCCUGCCGGAGCUACCAGCUGGCGGGAACGUGAGAAAGAGAAACAUGACAGCUGGAAGAAGGACCCUGAUACUCAAGACGAUGUUCCAAAUGAAAGUGGUCCUCCCCAAUCCAGUGAUCGUUUCCGUGACGACAAAAAGGGAGAGCGAGGUGAGGGUGGUGCCUGGCGACCCACGGGCACAGCGUCAAGGGAUGAGAGAGGCCCACCUGGGCGCGAGGAGAGGGGCCCGGCUGGUCGAGAAGAAAGGGGUCCGCUUGGUAGAGAUGAGAGAGGCCCGCCUGGUCGAGAUUCCUGGAGGGACAGGGAGUCUGCCCCACCCGGUCCACCACGCGAUCGGCGCUUUGAUAAUCGGGACAUCCGACUGGACAAGGAUGAGAUGAGCAGGUCUGGACUGGACAGAGAGCGUGUAGAGAGGGGUUCGGCAGGAGGGACACCUUCACGUGACACAUGGAGACGUGGCGGAGAUCGUGAGAAAGACGAUGAGAAGUGGCGCCGUGACGACGGACCCCCCAAACGCGAUGAUGGACCUCCAAGACGCGAUGAUGGACCUCCAAGACGCGAUGAUGGACCUCCAAGACGGGAUGAUGGUCCGCCCAUGAGGAGGGACGACAGACCCCCUAUGAGGCGAGAUGAUGGGCCUCCAAUAAGACGUGAACCUGCCGGAGGUGACAGAUGGGGCAAGGAUGGUGGAGGUAGCAGUUGGCGUGAUCGAGCAAGCGACAGAGGGGAGAAGGAUCUUGGAGGGGGUGGCGGCUGGAGAAGGGGAGGGGACGACCGUGGCCCUAGAGACGACCGCGGACCUAGGGACGAUCGAGGUCCAAGGGACGACCGUGGCCCGAGGGACGACAGAGGUCCCAGAGAUGAUCGUGGUCCAAGGGACGACCGUGGCCCGAGGGACGACAGAGGUCCCAGAGAUGAUCGUGGUCCAAGGGACGACCGUGGUCCGAGGGAUGAUCGCGGCCCAAGGGACGAUAGGCGAGGACCCCCGCCCCGGGACGACAGAAAGGGACCUCCUCCAAUAAGGGAUGACAAGGAUUCAUGGCGCAGAGAUGGUCCUCCUAGAGAUAAACCAGCCUCCUCUUCUCAAGAUCAUAAGGAGGAUGAUGGCUGGACAACUGUCAAACGUUAAAUAUAAUGUUGAAAAACCUAACAUCAAGGAACAGUACAGUUUUUCGGAAGAAUGGAAAUUGUCAAAAUUGGAAACAAUUAUAGCUAGUAAUGUAAAUGAUCUUUUGUUCUGUUGUGUAUACUGGGUUCAUAUUUUUCCAAAACAACAACAAAAUAUGUAUCAUGCUCUUACUGUUUAAUUUCUUGAUGAAGUUGACACAGUUUUGCAAUACACAAAAUUGUGGUAUAAAUGAUGUACAUUUUCAUUGUUUGUAAACUAAAGUAAUAGUUCUCAUAAUUUAAAAUUAAAAAAAAACAACUAAUUCCAUGUCAGUUUUUGAAAACAUAAUUUCCAAAAUAAUACCAUAUUAAAUUUCAUGAGAUUAAUACAUUAAUUAAAAAGCCUCUUUCCCGUUAUCAGCUCGUAUUGAGUGUGCGUGUGUGCUUUUCAAACCUACUGUCACGCAAGAUUAAUUGUAAUAAUGAUUGACUGACAUUUGAUAAGUACUGAAAAUAUGUAUUUGAUUUGUUGUCAAAAUCGUGUAUUGCUUAUGUUAACUAUCUUAUUUUCUUUUGCAUGAUACCUAAUUAACUAAAAUACAGCUGACUUACCAUCUACUCAGUAUGUUAAUCACGUGUUUAUAGUGCUACAGAGACCAAGGACGAAUAUAUUUAUGUGGAAAACAA